AUGAUUUUGCUUUAUGUUUAUUUGCUUGCAUUGUCGAUGGUUGGCUAUACAGGAUCGUCGAGUACACAACCCCUCUCUCACAUAGUCACAUUCUCAAGUCUGAACUACUUUAACGAGUUACGCCUUACGCUACAGCGAAUAUUCAUUUUCUCUCUCCUCUCUGUCACAUUCUCCUCUUCUCCUUCCCGCCCCUUUUCUCUCUCUCUUUCUCUUCAAGCGCAAAUGUUGUCGCAAACUCAUCUUCUCUCACAAUCUUCUGCAUUUCCUCCUCUCUCCUCAAAUUCUUCCGCUUUCAUUCCUAAACAUCAUCAUACUCAAUUGCUCUCCUUUUCUUCAAUCUCCUCCUCUCUCUCUUCCUCGCGUCUCUCUCUUUCUUCUCGAAGAAAUCUCACUUCAAUUUCAAUGGCGGCGUCAAAUUCGGACCUCUUGAGCAAUCAAUUUGACCUCCUACAACAAGGCUUCAACAAUGGCGAUAUCGAACGAUUCGCUGAUGUUGCUAAUAAGCUCGCCGAUGCUUCUGGCGAAGUAAUUCGUAGUUUCUUCCGGAAGAAAUUCGAAAUUCUUGAUAAAGAUGAUUUAAGUCCGGUUACUAUUGCUGAUCAAAUGGCAGAGGAAUCUAUGGCUUCCAUCAUUAUGGAAAAUUUUCCAUCUCAUGCAAUUUAUGGAGAAGAAAACGGAUGGAGGUGCAAAGAAAAACAUUCGGAUCACGUAUGGGUUUUAGAUCCCAUUGAUGGCACAAAGAGCUUUAUUACUGGAAAACCGGUGUUUGGCACCCUCAUAGCUCUUCUGUACAAGGGUAAGCCGAUCCUGGGUGUAAUUGAUCAACCUAUUCUGAGAGAAAGAUGGAUUGGUAUAAGCGGGAAGAAAACUACGUUGAAUGGGCAAGAAGUGUCAACACGGAGCUGUACGGGUCUAUCACAAGCCUAUAUGUACACUACAAGUCCCCAUCUAUUUGCCGGAGCUGCUGAAGAUGCAUUUAUUCGCGUGAGAAAUAAAGUUAAAGUGCCACUAUAUGGUUGUGACUGUUAUGCUUAUGCUCUUCUGGCCUCUGGGUUUGUAGAUCUUGUCGUCGAAUCUGGCUUAAAGCCAUACGACUUCCUUGCAUUAGUACCAGUUAUAAAAGGUGCCGGUGGGACCAUAACUGACUGGAAAGGUGGAGAACUUCACUGGGAAGCUUCACCAGAAUCUCAAGCAACAGGCUUUAAUGUGGUAGCAGCUGGAGACGCCAAACUUCACCAAGAUGCUAUUUUAUCCUUGGAGUGGAAGUAAAACUGUUCUUGACCAAAUGACCAACAACAUAGCAAAUAAUGGUGGAUACUUUCUUAAGAGAAAGGCUAGACAAUUACUUGUUAAGAUAUGACAAUUGCGCUUAAAGUAAGACCCGCCAAUUUCUCUAUUUUACAUUUAGAUUCUAGCCUUUCUUAGACAAGUUCAUGAUUAGCUUAUUUCAUUGUUGUAAUUUAUUCAAGAUUCUGACCAGGAGAAAUUGACCAAAUUGAUGCAACUCUACAUUCCCUUGAAAUCAAAUGCCGUUGGUUUGUAGGCUUGUAGC
Messenger RNA from Beta vulgaris subsp. vulgaris (sugar beet), 1552 nucleotides. Its product is annotated as bifunctional phosphatase IMPL2, chloroplastic. Bases 1 to 1269 code for a protein of 422 amino acids. Gene Ontology annotation, biological process: L-histidine biosynthetic process. The transcript has 11 exons. The record is from RefSeq and is a predicted model, not a curated record. Gene Ontology annotation, molecular function: histidinol-phosphatase activity. Lineage: Eukaryota; Viridiplantae; Streptophyta; Magnoliopsida; Caryophyllales; Amaranthaceae.